AUCACCCUUGAAGAUUGAAGAGUGGAGCAACAGCAGGAUGUCCCAGCAUGUUUUGCUUUCUUCGGGGGUCAAGGGAUGGCGCUCCUUGUUUUGCCACAAAUCUGAACUUCGACUGGACCUUACACUGGGAUGUGGGCAGACAUUCAGAUGGCGAGAGACAGGGGAAGGCCACUGGACCGGAGUAAUGGCAGGACGAGUGUGGACACUGACUCAGACCGAGGACACUUUAUGGUACCAUGUCUACGCCAAGAAUGAAGAUCCAGGUCUUAUUAACAAACGGAAAAGAAAAACGACAGAUGAGUAUCUAGGGUCACAAAAGAAAUCCAAAAAAACGAUUGAUGUGAAGGAGGAGAUGGAGGAGACCAGCAUUAGUACAGGGAGCUCCGAGCAGGACAGGAAAGACGAGGAGGUGCUGAGAGACUAUUUCCAGCUGAAUGUUAACCUUAAAGAGCUGUACGAAGAGUGGAGUGCUGUGGAUCCACACUUUAACCACACAGCCACUAUCUUCUCAGGGGUGCGGAUGUUGCGGCAGGACCCUGUGGAGUGUCUCUUCUCCAUCAUCUGCAGCUCGAAUAAUCACAUCUCUCGGAUUCAUGGGAUGGUGGAGCGUCUGUGCAACACACUCGGGAAGCCACUCUCCACACUUGAUGACACACACUAUCACGACUUUCCUUCUAUAGAGGCUUUGGCAGACAGCAGUGUGGAAGCACGGCUAAAAGAUUUGGCUUUCGGCUACCGAGCUCGUUUCCUGCAGCAGAGUGCGCACCUCAUUAUGAGCUCUCAUGGUCCUGAGUGGCUGUUUAAACUCCGUACCGCCCCCUAUCUGCAGGCCAAAGAUGCCCUUAUUACUCUGCCGGGUGUUGGACAUAAGGUGGCUGAUUGUGUGUGUUUGAUGUCGCUGGACAAGCCCGAAGCCGUUCCUGUGGACACACACAUGUGGCAGAUCGCUAAGCGUGACUAUAACUGUGCUGCAGGAAGUGGACACAAAACUCUGACUGAUAAGGUCUACCGAGAAAUCGGAGAUUUCUUCAGAAAGCUGUGGGGAUCCUAUGCUGGCUGGGCUCAAUCUGUCUUGUUUUGUGCUGACCUAAAGAAGUUCCAAAAACUAAAAGAAGGUCCAAACAUCAAGGAAGAAAAGACGGAUGCAAAAAUACACAAGAAGAAAAAGAAGAAAGAGACUUGUAAAAAGGAAAGGGAGUGAGGCCAGCAGUCAGGUCAAAGCUGCUUUUGGUGGACUGACAAAAAAAAUCAACACUCAGGACUUGUAACCAAUAACAUGUUUGUGUAUGUUAGUCAAUCUGCUGAACUAUUACAUUUUUAAUGUGUGCUGGAUUUUAGCCAAGAUCAUGAUCAUGAAAUAUAUUUUCUUAUUCCAAAGUUUGGAUGAAUUCUAAGUGAAUACAAGUUUUCUACGGGAAAGCAAUACUGUUAGUACAACCCCAAAUCAGAAAAAGUUGGGACGGCAUAAUAAAAAUGCAGAGUUACGUACAUUUACUUUGGCUUUAAUUUGAUUGCAGACAGGAUGAAGCGGAGAUAUUUAAUGUUUUAUCUGCUCAACUUCAUUUCAUUUAUUAAUAAACCCUAAUUCCUGCAUUUCAGGUCCUAGUGUUUCAGGUUUUAUUUUGUCUCAUUCUUCCUGCAAACACGUCCUAAGAUGUGCAACAGUACGUCGUCGUUUUUGCAUUUUUCCUUUCAAAAUUCUCUGUUGGGGACAGGAAUUGGAAUCUAUUGGAAUGCUGAUUCAUCUGACCACAAUACACAUUUCCACUGUGUGAUGGUCCAUCCUAGAUGCCUCUCAGCCCCGAGAAGUCGAAGCCGCUUCUGGACAUGGUUAACAUAAGGCUUCUUUUUUAGCACAGUAAAGUUUUAAGUGGUAACUCUGUAUUGUAGUGCUUGACAAAGGUUUGCCAAACUAAUCCCCCACCCAUGUGGUUAUAUCAGCUAUUGUUGAGUGGCGGUUCUUGAUGCAGUGCCGUCUGAGGGAUCGAAGAUCACAGGCGUUCAGCUUAAGCUUGCACUCUUGGCCUUUACGCACUGAAAUUCCUCCUGAUUCUUUGAAUGGUUUAAUGAUAUUAUGCACUGUAGAGGGAGAAAUAUGCAAAUCCCUUCCAAUUAUCUUUGAGGUUCAUUGUUUUUAAACAUUUCAAUCAUUUUCUCACACAUUUGUUGAUAAACUGGAGAUCCUCUGAUCAUCUUUGCUCAUCAUCUGUCCUGGAUGCUGCUUUUGUACCAAAUUAUGAUUACAAUCACCUGUUGACAUCACCUGUUUGGAAUCACAUCAUUAUUUAGUUUUUUCACCUCAUUACUAGCCCUAAAUUGCCCCCGUCCCAACUUUUUUUUGGAAUGUGUUGCAGAUGAAAUAUCUUGGGUUCAUCCUGUCUGCAAUCAAAUAAAAAUUUUAUUUGCAUUUUCCAUACUGUCCCAACUUUUUUCUGAUUUGGGGUUGCACAAUUGCAGUUUAUUUGCUAAAUUUAACAUAUGGUGAUGUUAUAACUUUUGCACAUUCCAUAUUUUGUGUGGUUUUUUGAAUAUGUUAAAAAAAAAUGUACCCUGAAGUGGAUGUGUUUACUUUUCUGUAUUUCUGAACU
Molecule: messenger RNA, 2588 nt
Organism: Trichomycterus rosablanca
Lineage: Eukaryota; Metazoa; Chordata; Actinopteri; Siluriformes; Trichomycteridae
Gene: ogg1
Product: 8-oxoguanine DNA glycosylase
Exons: 7
Coding region: 38-1201 (387 amino acids)
Biological process (GO): base-excision repair, AP site formation; nucleotide-excision repair; base-excision repair
Cellular component (GO): nucleus
Molecular function (GO): 8-oxo-7,8-dihydroguanine DNA N-glycosylase activity; damaged DNA binding
Source: RefSeq, a predicted model, not a curated record